UUCGUUUAAGAUCAAGAUCGUUGCCAUUUUCACUCGCAGGAGUUGGACAAUUUUAUGUUGGGGUGUCUCUUCUCAGUUUCUGUCGCUAAGAGCUCGACAUGAUUAGUCAACUAUACAUAACGCCAUCUCCAAUUCUUCGCUUUACCUCUUCUUCUUCUUCCAUUGAACCUCACUUGCACCUCUCGUUCAAGCAUAGAAUCCCAGAGCCCAACCCAUUCGGACUCUCCGUCCGCCGAAGCGCGUCGUUGAAUCCAUCCGCCAUGACCGCCGGAGAAACGCCGGACAGAUGGUCUCUCCACGGCAUGUCUGCUCUUGUCACCGGCGGCACUCGCGGAAUCGGUCGCGCGGUCGUGGAGGAAUUGGCUGGUUUUGGUGCGGAGGUACACACGUGCGCUCGGAACGAGAGCGAGCUCGAGAAUUGCUUGCGGGACUUGAACGGUUCGGGUUUUCGGGUUACUGGGUCGGUCUGCGAUGUCUCGGAUCGAGAUCAGAGGGUGAUGCUGAUGGAGGCUGUGUCGUCUGUCUUCGACGGGAAGCUCAAUAUACUUGUAAACAAUGUGGGAACGAAUAUCAGGAAACCGAUGGUAGAGUUCACGGCUGGAGAAUUUUCAACCCUCUUGUCGACAAAUUUUGAAUCUGUUUUCCAUCUAUGCCAACUUUCUUAUCCGCUUCUUAGAGCAUCUGGGGCUGGAAGUGUUGUGUUCAUCUCUUCCAUAUCUGGUUUUGUCUCACUCAAGAAUAUGUCUGUCCAAUCUGCAACCAAAGGAGCAAUCAACCAACUUACGAGGAAUCUGGCUUGCGAGUGGGCUAAGGACAAUAUAAGGAGCAAUGCUGUUGCACCUUGGUAUAUCAGAACAUCAAUGGUGGAGCAAAUCCUUAUCAAUGAAGACUACCUGGAAGAAGUAUACUCGAGAACUCCUCUCCGCCGGCUUGGAGAACCGAGAGAGGUUGCCUCUGCAGUGGCCUUCUUAUGCUUACCUGCUUCCUCAUUCAUUACAGGGCAAGUUAUUGGUAUUGAUGGAGGAAUGUCCAUAAACGGUUUCUACCCAAAGACAUGACUAUCUUCACUUCCUUUGUCACUUUACAAGAUUUGCCGUCAUUCAUUCUAUUUUGUGAACUUUUUGUUAUUCAACCUCACUUUUUCUGUGUGUGGAAAGACAGUUUGAUGUAUGAGGCUGAGGCCAAUCUGAAUGUACCAGGCGUAGAAGGAAAAAAUAAUAUCCCGUUGCUCCCCGAUAAGACGGGCCUGUUCUGGAUGGACCACA
Messenger RNA from Tarenaya hassleriana, 1265 nucleotides. RefSeq names its product tropinone reductase homolog At2g29260, chloroplastic. Gene Ontology annotation, molecular function: oxidoreductase activity. The coding region runs from base 99 to 1058 and encodes 319 amino acids. Lineage: Eukaryota; Viridiplantae; Streptophyta; Magnoliopsida; Brassicales; Cleomaceae. The record is from RefSeq and is a predicted model, not a curated record. The transcript has 5 exons.